Molecule: messenger RNA, 2606 nt
Organism: Grus americana (Whooping crane)
Lineage: Eukaryota; Metazoa; Chordata; Aves; Gruiformes; Gruidae
Gene: BZW1
Product: basic leucine zipper and W2 domains 1
Exons: 12
Coding region: 275-1534 (419 amino acids)
Cellular component (GO): cytoplasm; membrane
Molecular function (GO): protein binding
Source: RefSeq, a predicted model, not a curated record
AAAGGACCGUUAGGUGUCGGUGAGCCCGCAGCUGGGAGCAGGCGGCCCCGGGGAAGCCCGGCCCCCUUCUCGGGCCCUUCUUCCCCCAUUCUCUCUGGCGGAGCGGGAUGGUCCGCCCCGGGCGGAGCGUUAGCGCGGUCCUCCCCUCUUCCUCUCGCGUUGGUUCCGCCCAGAGAGCUUUCGUUGCCACCGUUGCUCCUCGCCGCUGCUCGCGUUUGUCUCUGCUCCGGGCAGUUCGGGUGUUUUCUCUCUGCCUUAAAGUCGGGUGUCUUUUAUGAAUAAUCAAAAGCCGCAGAAGCCGACGCUAUCAGGCCAGCGUUUUAAAACUAGAAAAAGAGAUGAAAAAGAGAGGUUUGACCCUACUCAGUUCCAGGACUGCAUUAUUCAAGGUUUAACCGAAACUGGCACUGACUUGGAGGCAGUAGCAAAGUUUCUUGAUGCUUCUGGUGCAAAACUUGACUAUCGCCGCUAUGCAGAAACACUUUUUGACAUCCUGGUGGCUGGUGGAAUGCUGGCCCCAGGUGGUACCCUGGCAGAUGACAUGACACGCACAAAUGUCUGUGUAUUUGCAGCACAGGAAGACCUUGAAACCAUGCAAGCAUUUGCUCAGGUUUUUAACAAGCUAAUCAGGCGUUACAAGUACCUGGAGAAAGGCUUUGAAGAUGAAGUCAAAAAGUUGCUGCUGUUCCUGAAAGGGUUCUCAGAGUCUGAGCGGAACAAACUGGCCAUGUUGACGGGUAUUUUGCUAGCCAACGGAACACUUAAUGCAUCAAUUCUCAACAGUCUUUACAAUGAGAACUUGGUUAAAGAAGGUGUUUCUGCAGCUUUUGCAGUCAAGCUAUUCAAAUCAUGGAUAAAUGAGAAAGAUAUUAAUGCAGUGGCUGUCAGUCUUCGUAAAGUAAAUAUGGAUAACAGGCUGAUGGAACUCUUCCCAGCCAACAAACAAAGUGUUGAACACUUCUCCAAGUAUUUCACUGAAGCAGGACUAAAAGAACUUUCCGAGUAUGUUCGGAACCAGCAAACCAUAGGAGCUCGGAAGGAGCUGCAGAAAGAACUUCAGGAGCAGAUGUCACGGGGAGAUCCGUUCAAGGAUAUAAUCUUGUACGUGAAAGAGGAGAUGAAGAAAAACAACAUCUCGGAACAGACUGUGGUAGCCAUAAUCUGGUCAAGUGUCAUGAGCACAGUGGAAUGGAACAAGAAAGAGGAGCUGGUAGCAGAGCAAGCCAUUAAGCACUUGAAGCAAUACAGCCCUCUACUUGCUGCCUUUACUACUCAAGGUCAGUCAGAGUUGACUCUUCUGUUGAAGAUUCAGGAGUAUUGUUAUGACAACAUUCACUUCAUGAAGGCCUUCCAGAAAAUAGUGGUGCUCUUCUAUAAAGCUGAAGUUCUGAGUGAAGAACCCAUCCUCAAGUGGUAUAAAGAUGCACACCUUGCAAAGGGAAAGAGUGUCUUUCUGGAGCAAAUGAAAAAGUUUGUGGAAUGGCUCAAGAAUGCUGAAGAAGAGUCAGAGUCUGAAGCUGAAGAGGGUGACUGACCUGUGAAACUCUGUCCUCAGUAAAGCAAACAGGAGUUGUAGAUAAGUGUCAUGUCUCAUGUGUCCUGAUUCUUACAUCCUACCUCCCUGUAUCAAGCAUGAUAUAAGGGCUCUCAUGGCAAUUUAUUUUAACCGUUUUUCUAUAGUUAUUGAAAUACUGGAUUUAGUUUUUAAAAACCAUGUUUUAAGUAGCUUACAGGAGCUAUUCUAGAUUUAACUCUAACCUGCAUUUGUCCUUUCAGUUAUAUUCUACCUCCUGUAUUUUCUACUGUAAUAAUGUAAUUUAAGGCCUUCUGCAACGAAAUCCAUUUUACCCCUUGGGUUUUCUAUCUAUAUUGGAGUAGACAUGAUAUGGUGAAUGGGAUUUAUGGCAGUUCUGUUUGCAAAUUAAAUUGUAAAAAGCCUCCCAAGUUAGGAGGCCAUGGCUUGUGUGGUAACUUGGUGUGACACUUCCAUCCGCACCACUUGCUCCAAAUAACCCCAUCUCCCCAAGGCCUUUCUCAUCAUUGUACUUUCAGCAUAAAGCAAUCCUCUGUACUAACUGCCCCACUCCUGCGAGCUCUGGGUCCUGUCCAGGCAUCAAUUCUGGGGCAGCCUUGCUGCCACUUCUCUCAGGCAGAGAGAAGGUUCCAGGUACAGCUGCCCAACAGCAGGGCUGGGGGGGGGGGGGGGGGGGGGCGGGACAGCUGGCUUGCACUGCUCUGCAAAUGCAUGACUGCUGGAAGGUAAGAGACUAAACUCUACCCCCUCCCCCUGAAGUGCAGAGAUUAUUUUAUGCUGGCAGUUGAUGUGUUAAACCAAACAGCUUACCUGUUCCCCAGAACCUGGAUUCCUAGUGGAAAUUCUCAGGACGGCUCAUAAUUUAAGAAAGAUUUUUGCUAAGAGUGAUGUCUAUACUAUUGUAAGCUAAAUAAUGAGCAUUAACUGAAAUACUGGUACUGAGAGUACACCUGUUAAAAUUAACAAAAUAAUAAUAAUUAAAAUUGGUGAUCAUGGUGCAAUCUGUUCAAUACUACAGUCAUCUUCCUUUGUAAUUUUUUUUUUUAUGAAUAAAGGCCAUCCUUACACUUAA